Molecule: messenger RNA, 1272 nt
Organism: Capsella rubella
Lineage: Eukaryota; Viridiplantae; Streptophyta; Magnoliopsida; Brassicales; Brassicaceae
Product: putative clathrin assembly protein At1g25240
Exons: 1
Coding region: 21-1160 (379 amino acids)
Biological process (GO): clathrin coat assembly; clathrin-dependent endocytosis; vesicle budding from membrane
Cellular component (GO): clathrin-coated pit; clathrin-coated vesicle
Molecular function (GO): clathrin heavy chain binding; 1-phosphatidylinositol binding; phosphatidylinositol-4,5-bisphosphate binding
Source: RefSeq, a predicted model, not a curated record
GGAGGAGGAGGAGGAGGCUGAUGAUGAAGCUGUGGAAACGGGCUUCCGGUGCUCUCAAAGACCGGAAAAGCUUGUUUUCCAUCGGCUUCUCCCGGAAAACCUCCUUCCGCAACCCUGACCUUGAUUCCGCUAUCAUCCACGCUACCUCUCACGACGACUCAUCUGUUGAUUACCGCAAUGCUCACCGUGUCUACAAAUGGAUCCGCUCCUCUCCCGCCAAUAUCAAGCCGCUUGUUCAUGCCCUUUCCUCUAGGGUUAACCGCACAAGAAGCUGGAUCGUUGCCUUGAAAGCCCUUAUGCUUGUCCACGGUGUGCUUUGCUGCAAAGUCUCGUCCAUUCAAGAGAUUCGUCGCCUCCCUUUCGACCUCUCGGAUUUCUCGGAUGGCCAUUCCCGUCCCAGCAAGACUUGGGGUUUCAAUGCUUUUAUUCGUGCCUACUUCUCGUUUCUUGACCAAUACUCUUUCUUUAUGUCCGAGCAAAUGCGUCGCCGCCACAAGAAACCUCAGGUUGAUUCGGUUAGCCAAGAGCUCGAAAGGAUCCAGAAACUCCAGUCUCUUCUCCAUAUGCUGCUCCAAAUCCGUCCAAUGGCUGAUAACAUGAAGAGGACGCUAAUCCUUGAAGCCAUGGACUGCGUGGUGAUUGAGAUCUUCGACAUUUAUGGAAGAAUCUGCAGCGCUAUCGCCAAACUUCUCAUAAAGAUUCAUCCAGCUGCUGGAAAAGCAGAAGCUGUGAUGGCUCUUAAAAUUGUAAAGAAGGCUACAUCUCAAGGAGAAGACCUCGCGCUAUACUUUGAGUUCUGCAAGGAAUUCGGGGUCUCAAAUGCGCACGAAAUCCCUAAAUUCGUUAGCAUCCCAGAAGAAGACAUUAAAGCAAUCGAGAAAGUUAUCAAUGGAGUCGAAGAAGAGGAAGAGGAGACAAAGAAGGAGGAGAUGGAAGUAGAGGAAGAGAAAGGUAUCAUAUUAGUUGAGAGACCAGAGUUGCGAACAAUCAUAACCGAUAAAUGGGAAGUUUUUGAAGACGACUUGUGUUUCACAAGUAAGGAGAUUACAGAAAAUGAUCAGCAUAGAAAGUAUAACGUGGAUCCGAGUCCGCUGCCUCUUAUAGUUAUCGACGAGCCAGUUUACUUCACUCACACGUUACCAGAUUUGAUUACCUUCUAAUUGCAAUUUUUAUCAGAUUCAUUAUUAUUUUUUUCGGUUUUCCUUUUGUGCUUUUUCUGCUAUUUUGUUGAAUAUGUGGAUGAUAAUAAACGUUAGACAAACAUUAAGUUUU